UCUUAUAUCUUACAACACACACACACACACACACACACACACACACACACACACACACACACACACAGUUUUGUUGUUAUGUACUCAAGCAGUAGGUUGAAAAAGUUAAUACAGGUUACACGUCGUCUUCUUGUACAUUGGCGUGUGGGUGUGUGUGGUGUCACGUGAGGGAGGUAGGUGUGCUGUAAGCUGACAACCAGUUUGGAUCAGUGGCCGUGAGGACUCAUGGUGCCUUUGCCAUGGCUGCCGCCGCCGCCGCCGUCGCCACCGCGCCAGUGGAUUAUUCGCGUCUCAAGCUGCUAUGCAUCUUGGAGGGUCCGGGAGCAAUCGUGCUCUCACACGCCCUGAAAUGCGGCACAAACAAGACCACCUCUGUCACCCUCUUGGAUUACCUGACGAACCUCCCAGACAUCUCGACAGCCAACUACCGCAUGCUCAAUGAUAAGCAGAAGAGGGAUGUUUUUACCUCCCUUGAGAAAACUCAUAUGGCCAAUGACCCCUCGUGCCAAAGCUUUGAUAUAACACUGCUCCACAAGUGCAUAAAACAGGCCUGUGAAAAUGUUGCAGGACCCAAUGAUGCAUGCUGGCAAGAUGAUACAGCAAUGGAAGGUCUGAUCACUAAAAUAAAAGACGAGAGAAACAAGUGUGUACACCAUAGAACUCAAAUUACAGACGAACAACAUUUCAUGAAAAAAGUCAGUGACCACAAGAGCUUCUUCGACAGAGCUCUUCAGGCUAUCAAGGACAAGUACGGAGUCUCUGACGCUGAGACCACAAUCAUCAGAGACAACAUAACAAGGCAGAUACAAGAUAUAUUGCAGGCCUUUACUGAAAACGUCAUCUUAAAGAUGGAUCUUAAUAAACGGCUCUGUUUCUUUAAGAAAGAGUCAGUGAAUCAUCUGAGAAAUAUUUACAAACAGUUUGAAUAUUUUGACCCAUUGUCCUUCCUGAGUGGAUCCCAAGAAGAACGGGUUCACAUCCAGACUGUAUUCUCAAAACUUGUCCUUAAAGAACAAUCAAAAACCACUGAAAUUGACUGUUUGCGUCUCUUAAAAUUCUUAAAACCAAAGCCUGAGGACUCGCAGCUUCUGCAGCUCGUCCAGAACCAAAGGCCACAACUUGCUGUCGUGAGCGGGGUGGCCGGAAGUGGCAAGACCACCCUGCUCACUUUCAUCUUGUCAGAGUGGCUUAAAGAACAGUGUGACCGCAGCGUCAAGCACCUGGAGGAGUACGACAUUGUACUCCGAAUACUGUGCCGGGACAGAGAUGCCGAAGAUCUGGAGACAUUCCUGGACCUGGUCCUCCCGUCUAAUCUGUCAGUGUUUAAUGAGCCUCUCGUGAACUUUUUAAAACACUGUAAAGUGCUCUUCCUCAUUGAUGGGCUGGACGAGCUGAACAACACUUCUGAAAAGCUCGUCACUGAUAUUCUAAAUGUAUGCAAAUAUACCAGAAAUUUCUCAAUUCUCGUCACCUCAAGACCAGAACGAGUGUCUGAUUUCUUGGCCUGCACGCGACAGGACUAUAAACAGUGGCAGAUAUCUAUCGAAGGGAUUCAUUUCAGUAAGAGAAUGAAGUUUGCACUCCAGUACUGUACCUCUACAAACCAGGAUAGGUUGAAGGAGCUGAUAGCAAAAAGAAACAACACAAUAUUGUUCGAGCUCCCACUCAAUCUGAUAUUCCUGGUUACAUUAUUUGAAGACAAUCCUAAUUGCAUUAAGGAAAAUACUACCCAGUCCAGUUUGUAUACCAACAUCCACGAGUGGUGCACAGAAAAGCUGUGUCACAGAAUAUCCGUGGACCCUAUAUGGGGGAAGAAGAGGCCACAUACCCGCAACACAAGGAUAAAAAGAGUGUUGAAAGAGAUGUACCAAAUGGCGCUACAAGUCCUCCUGCAGGACAGACUGAGCCUCUCAGACGAGGACACCGAACGGCUGACCGAUUGCUGCGAGACAGAGGAUUUGCCAACCUACCAAGUCCUAGGAGCCUUCUUCACUCUGCGGUCGUCCGUCACCAAUAGAAUAGCCAAAAGAAAAUAUUACAUACCACACAAAGGACUGCUGGAGUACUAUGCAGCCCGACAUAUCAUUCAACGCCUUCAGGAUGGAUUGCUCUCAGAAUCAGGAGCUAUUAUGAGCCUGCUUCAGGGUGCCCAUCAUCCACAGACACAGCCUUUAGAUCUUAAAGGUCUGCGUAACCUGUUCUGGCACGUGGCAGGCCUCUUGAGUACACCAGGCGCGCCAAAACUUCCCGAGGCUAUAAAGGAAGCAGUAAACUUGCUUGCGGAGACUGGUGCAGAAUGGAAUGAAUGGCUAUCACUAGUGGAAGACACGUAUUUUAAUGAAUGCUUCCUGCAGGAUAUCGCUCAUCAUGUGAGAGAAAACCCUCCUCAUGACACUGUAACGAUAACAGACACAACAUUGGCCAGCAAUGCAGCACUACUUCCUUAUAUUCCUCCAAGGAAAGUGAUAUUAAAAAUGAAGAACGAAAAAGUUAAUGUGAAGAACAUUCAUGCACUGACUGGUCACAGCUGCAGUGAGUUGUAUCUGAAUCACCAUUUCAAACAUCCCGGCCAAGUGCCCGCUUCGGACGCCAUCCUAGACGCUCUACACGGGAGUCACCUCAUAAAGUUCCUGGGUCACCUGAGUGCUGGCUGCCUGCCGCUGCUCCCUCAAUCCCUUAGGAAACUUCAUCUGGCCCUACCUAGCAAUCAACACGCUGGCAGUCUCCUAGCAGCCCUCAACAGAACCAUCCCAUCUAAGGUGUAUUGCCUUAACAUACACGUCCCUAUGGCGAUGGUAACACCAGAGAUGCUUACAUCGCCACUGCCUGAUGUCCACAGGGUGAUUCUGGUCUUGUCUGACGUGGACAAAAGCGUGAUGAAGGAAGCUUGUCUAGUGGCGGUGGCUCUCCAUCCUAGAAAAAGAGGGUACGGUACCAUCACAUUUCCCCGCAGCAGGAUGAAGGCAGCAGAGUGGCGAAAUCUACUGCAUUACCUUGCUGCGGCUAGUGUCAGGGUGGAAACUAUUAACGUAUCAAAGGAAACUAUCACGAAGAAGGAGGAGAGAGAGCUGCAGGCCCUGGCUGAAAAUUUGCUGCAGUGUAGAUUUUGGAGGCACCAUGACACUGAUUUGUUCUCGGAAUGGAUUUAAAGAAGUUGAUCCUGUUGAUGAUGAUGACAAUGAUGAUGAUGAUGAUGAUGAUGAUGAUGAUGAUGAUAAUGAUGAAUAAGAUGAUAAUGAAGACGAGGGGAAGAACCAGAAGGACAAGGAGGACGAGGAGAAGGAGCGGAAAAAAAGAAAUCCUGGCUUUGGUACUGAUAUUCAGAGAUGUACAAGUGAUAAAAGGGUAUAAGAUCAGUAAGACUAAUAAUAAGUACCGAUAGCACACACAAAAAAUGUUUCUUCUUCUUCUUCUUCUUCUUCUUCUUCUUCUUCUUCUUCUUCUUCUUCUUCUUCUUCUUCUUUCUUCUUCUUCUUCUUCUACUUGUUCUUGUUGUUCUUGCUCUUUUUCUCCUUCUUUUCUCCUUCUUCUUCUUCUUCUUUUUCUUCUUCUUCUUCUCCUCUUUCUUCUUCUUCUUUUCCUUCUCCUUCUUCUCUUUCUCGUUCUCUUUUUCCUUCUUCUGCUUCUCCUUUUCCUUCUCCUCCUUUUCUUUCUCCUUCUUCUUUUCCUCCUUCUCCUUCUCCUUUUCUCCUUCUCCUUCUCCUCCAUCUUUUUAUUACACUUAUAAUAAUAAUUAGACAUUAUUAUUAUUAUUAUCUUAAAUAUUAUUAUUAUUACUAUUAUUAUUAUUAUUAUUAUUAUUAUUAUUAUUAUUAUUAUUAUUAUUAUUAUUAUUAUUAUCAUUAUUAUUAUUAUUACACUUAUUGUUAUUACAAUCAUCAUGAUUAUUAUGUGUUAUGUUUUUCAAACUGCAAUUAAAAGUUUAGUAGCUUUUCCAUUAUGUUCCAUUAAGCCAUAACUAUGUAAAAAAAUCUUAAUAUUGUGACGCAAUUGAAUAAUUUUAAGAGUUUUAGAUAAAAAAAAAAAGAGAGAGAAACUGUACAUUUAAGACUUAAAUAUUUGUUGUUGUUAGAGUUGAGAAUUUGUGUUUGUUUUGUUUACGUUAGAGAUAAGAUUUUAUUGGGAUGUUGUUAAGCUAAAUUACUUUUGAGAAUAAUUGCUUCUUAUGAUAAAAAAAAAAAAAACACUUUCUGUACACUUUUACACUAUAUUUUAAAUGAUAUAAAUGAUACGCUAUAUUAUAAA
Scylla paramamosain (green mud crab) is the source of this 4245-nucleotide messenger RNA. RefSeq lists its product as uncharacterized. The coding region runs from base 240 to 3149 and encodes 969 amino acids. The record is from RefSeq and is a predicted model, not a curated record. NCBI's taxonomy places the organism in Eukaryota, Metazoa, Arthropoda, Malacostraca, Decapoda, Portunidae. The transcript has 6 exons.